Paramuricea clavata is the source of this 3771-nucleotide messenger RNA. NCBI's taxonomy places the organism in Eukaryota, Metazoa, Cnidaria, Anthozoa, Malacalcyonacea, Plexauridae. The record is from the annotation of a GenBank genome assembly.
AAGGCUAUCAAGCAUUUCAUUAUCUUUCUAUAAAUAAAAUUAGAAAACAUGGUCUAUAUUGCCAGAAAUUUUAUGCAUUUCCAGGAGGAAGUUGCUUGAAGUUGGUGAUAUCAUAAAAAGUUGCCCAAAAUGCCAAAAGUUGCCAAAAAGUUGCCGAGCAUAAUCUGUAGAAGCCUACUGAUAACUGCAGAUUGAUCACCAUCUGUUGUACGAUGGUGCUUAGCGAAACCAUAUACAGAAAUCCAUAGGCAUGCAGAUCAUAGUUAAAAUAAUACAAAUACUCUUAUAUUUUUUCUUAAUAGAUUCGUUCUUCUUCUUAUCGAGUGCCUGACUGAGAUGUUUAGAGAAACGGAACUCCUUUCAUCUCGCAUGACUCGUCUUCAAAGCAAGAAGUAAGAAAAAUAACCGCAUGUUUACAUCAUUGUAGACUUGCCCAAUAUCUAAUGUCUGUCAGUCAAAUGGCAGUCGAUUUUAUUCUUACUCUCGUGUAAACGGGUCUAUAUCUUUUUCGUAGGUACUCUGUAGUACGUGAUCUUAUUCUUGCAAGCAUUUCAUGUCCUGAAUUGAGCAAGACCUCAUCAGUCAUUGAAACACCAGACAUUUCCGAGGCAGCUGAAAUAUUGUUGACUGGCAGACACCGCAAGAAGAAAAAUAAGAAAGAGAAAUCUUCACACGACAUUGAGGUAUUUAUCAUCAAAGGCACUCACAAUAUAUAUCGUCACUUGGAUUACCUACUCCAGUAUAUUUAUUUUCAACCAAUUAGUGAAGUGCACAUUCUGUGCCAGAAUAGCAGGGCCGAUUCCUGCCAGAGGACUUUUCUAUGCUUAGAGACAAAGACCCCGUUCACACGAUACCGGCAGAGUUUGAAAACGGAACGAAAUUCUUACGUUUAGGGGUUGCGUUCACACGAUGCCGUUAUGAAAAAAUAUGAAACCGUAACGCUAACCGUAGGAGUUUGAAAAUGAUAUACUAACCGUAAGAGUUUGAAAAUGGAACGAAAUUCUACCGUCAGAGUGCCGUGUGAACGCCUAACCGUAAGCAUUUCAUUACGGUUAUGCCAAGUGAAAUUAACAAAACUGCAAAAGUUGUUGUUGGAUAUUUUAUUCUAUCUAUUUUAACUGAUUUGUGCAGCAUAAUGUCAAAGCGGAAUAUAAUCUGCCGGUAUCGUGUGAACAGUUGAAACCGUGAUGAUUUUCUGCCGGCAGAAUUCCAUGCCGGUAUCGUGUGAACGGGGUCAAAGAUUGAUUGAUUUAUUAUAUUGUGGUGUUAUUUUUUUAGCUUGAAAAUCUUUCCAGUGAAUUGGUCAGACAUCAAGUUGCUUUGUUACAUGAACUGUUUAUCAUUGCUUAUCAGGUAUUCAUUGCGUGAUUUCAUUGAUUGCUUUGGAAUUGCUCAUUGUUGUUUUUUUUGAGGGGGAGGAGUGGAAAUUGGGUACAAAUUAGGUGUCCAAUAUAUCUGACUACAAUAUUCCUGAAAUUAAUUUUUAUUUCAAAUAUUUAUAUUCCUACCAGAAAUAUUUAUAUUCUUACUAGAAAUAUUAAUAUUCAAACUAGUUAAAAACUCAUUCCAUUUCCACCCCAAAAACUCCAAUCGUGUUCUUUUUAAUAGGCGGUGUGGUUUCCAUCUGAUGAUAAAACAUUGAAUAUAUCUUGGAUGGUAAAAAUUGUAGAAUCAUCGACAACAGUUGUAAGUAUAAUUAUUGGUGGUAAUUACAUUUCGGUGGUAAUUAUAUUUCGUAAUUUUGUAAUGUUCUAUUUUUCGUAAUUUUGUCUGCCGGAGUUUUCCACAUAAUCGUUGUAUUGUUCUAUUUUAAUCAAUUUGAAAAUCGAUAUCUUUUCUUUUUUUUUCUUUUUUUUUUCUUUUUUUUUUUUAUCUUCAUAUCAUCAUAGCAUAGAUAUCUUCAAGCGUUUGUUGAACAAGUGAUGGAGAUUAUCACAAGGGCUGAAAACAACUUCCUGACUUCCGAUGAUACGACGUUAUUAUACAGAUUAUUGUCUGUACUGAAAACCAUUCUACAACAGAGUUCAAAAUUACGCCGGCAUAUUCAUGAUUUCUAUACUGAAGAAUUUAGGUAAAUAUUGCCUAAUCUAUUUUAGAGUACACGUAAAAACGCACAAGUUGUAACAAACCUGCAGCAGACUUGUAGCAAUGCUGUUCCAACAACUUGUCAACAGCACAGAAUAGGAAGUUAUACCAGAAGCGUAACUCGAGCAAAUAUUUGUCCGCGUUUUUACAAGCGAUCGUCAUCAAUCACGCCAUCCUGGCUAGUACAACCGGCACUUUGUACCUACCAAAUCCUGACAAAAACUUCCGGCUGUACUAGCCAGGAUGGCGUGGCCUGACGUGAGCGAGUUAAAAUUUUCGUGGACGUCAAACAAUAAGGGAAACGACUAGAGUUACGCUUCUGGUAUAACUUCCUAUUCUGUGUCAACAGGAUGUGUUCGCACUGCUUGUUCCCAGCUUGUUGACAACUUGCUACAAGGUUGUUGAGCUCAACAGACUUGUUACAAGUUGUUCCAACAACUUGUUUCGUCCUGCAAUUCAACAAUUUGUCAACAAGUUGUGAGUAACAACCUUGUAGCAACUUGAUAAAAUAACAACAUUGUUACAACUUGUUGACAAGCUUGCUACAAGCCUGUUGCGAACACAUCUUGUUGACAAGUACACACGCAAAAAUCUCUCAUCUUGUAACAAGUCUGCCAACAAGCCGUCAACAAGUUUUGUUCGCACUGCUUGUCCCAAGUUGUCAACAAGUUUGGAACAAACUGUAACAACCUUGUUGAUAUUAUCAGACUUCUUGCAAAGUUGUUCCAACAAGUCCGAUACAGUCAUGAUACAACAAUAUUGUUACAACCUUGUGUCGUCAACCUUGUAACAUUCUUGUUAUGUCAUGAUUGUGUCAAACUUGUUAGGACAACCUUGUAACAAGUUUGAGAAUGCCAUCAAGCUUGCCUGACAAGUUGUUAUCAGCUUGUUCCAAACUUGUCACAACAACUAGGUACAAGCAGUUUGAACACAACUUGUUGAUAGCUUGUGGACAGAUUUGUAACAAGUAAUUGUUUGCAGACCAUUUGAUUGAGAAUCAGACUGACCCGGAGAAAAUUUCUGGUGUUUGGUAGAGCCUAUCUGGAAGCACUCUUUUGAUAUUUUCAGGUACUACGUCAAACCCCAGACAAUUUCAAGUUCGCUAUCUCCAGACUGCCCGCUCACACCAUCUACACUGAAACUGGUUGAUGACGUCAUUGGUCUCGUGACAGAUACUCCUUUGAAGAAUCGACGUCCUCCAAGAUGACGUCAUCCUUAUGACAUCACGCCACGUUGAGAACCUCGGAAUGGCUUGUUUUCGUCUUCACUACAAUGGAGCGUUCUUGGGAAAUGGGAUAUAAAAAUUUUAAUGAAAUUGAAAAAAAAUAGGCUUAAUUAAUAUUGCUAAUGUUGUAUAUAAGCUUAUGUAUAAUAGACAUUGUAUAUAGUUCAAUAAUUUGUAUAUACUAUUAAGUUUAUACAUAAAUUGUAAAUAAGAAUGUAUAAAAUUCUCUACUAAUAACAUGUUUAUAACGAGGCUGUAUAAAUGUAUUUUUAAAUAAGUUAAGGUUAGGGUUGGGGUUAGGGUUAGGGUUAAGGUUAGUAUUAGGGUUAGGGUUUAGUUUUGUGUUAGGAUGGUUUUUCUACGUUAUAAAAACGGAAACCUUAUUUUGAAGUAUACUAUCUAGCAAUUAUAGCCAAAGUGUCUUUCCAAGAAUAGACCGCGCUUUAUAAAUGCACUGGCAC